This is a messenger RNA of Rhodofomes roseus, 909 nucleotides long. RefSeq names its product glycoside hydrolase superfamily. The coding region runs from base 1 to 909 and encodes 302 amino acids. NCBI's taxonomy places the organism in Eukaryota, Fungi, Basidiomycota, Agaricomycetes, Polyporales, Fomitopsidaceae. The record is from RefSeq and is a predicted model, not a curated record. The transcript has 7 exons.
AUGCCACCAGUUCUGCCUCCGGACAAUACACUUUGGUGGUGCGAUCCCAGCACUGAAUACGCGUUUGUCGGGUUUAGCUAUGAGGUGACUGCGUGUCAAACUCCAGAACAACUGCAUCGGGAAUUCGCCGACAUUCGUUAUCACUUCGACUCCCGCUACGUCCGACUGUAUGGAGCGUGCGAUAGGGAAGGCUUCUACGAUGAUAUCGUCGACGCUGCAUGGGAUAAUAGUCUUGGAGUGCAUGCUCUCGUCUGGUUUGGGUUCGACGGGAGUGACAUCUGGAUCACACGCCGCGAUACGCUCUUCGCCUCGCUACACGCGAAUCCCAGGGCGAAGUUCAUCACGCGUGGCGUCCAGUUUGGGUCUGAACCGCUGUACGACGACGUGCUCCCGCAUCAGCAACUCGCCGAACAGGUCAUCCUCGCGAAGCAGAACUUGUCCAGAUUGAACAUUCCUGUUACUGUCAGCGAGCUAGCGUAUGGAUAUGAGGAACGCGGAGGCGCCCAAGACGUCCUCGAUGCGAUCGACUUCAUCAACAUACAUAUGUUGCCGUUCUUCGACCAGGAUGCGUCAACGGCGAAUGCUUCGUGGCCAAUCGUGAUAGACAAAAACCUCGAUUUCUUCAUUGACCAUGGAAACGGAAAGAAGAUGUACUGGGACGAAAAUGGUUGGCCCUCGGUCACGUCACCGAAUGUGCAGCCCAACAGUCCAUAUGCAGUUUCUGACAUACUAAAUGAACACGCGUAUUUCGAGCUCCUUGAUUCCAAGUGCGAAUACUUGAAACACGUCGUAGGGGGUGGCGUGGGGUGGUUUGCCCACAUUUACUCGGACAAUAUGGAGCCGGGGUACGGGAUCUAUAAUAGCUCGGGGCACUUGAAAUUCCCAUUCCACCCACGUACUGAGUGCUAG